AUGUCCAAGUACGUACCUACCUCACACUCGCUGGGCAGGACAGGCUCAGGCAGUCAAUCAGUCAAUCAUCGCGCCAGCUCUGCCCAACAUAGCCAUAUACCAGCCAUUCAGCAACAAAGUCUUGCAAGCUCUCCUUACGCCAGGCUUCUGAAUAGGGCAGCACCUCGUUCUCGUUCUCUUCACAGAGAUCGCGUCGCAAAUUUUAUCUCUUUCUCAAGAUCAAAAUCGCUGACCAAAGUCUCCCAUUUCCAGACUUGCUCGUUCGGAAGCGCAUACAAUCAAGACCGAAACUCGGUAAACAUGGCUACCAUGGCAGCGGCUGCUCGUGAUAUCUCCCAGGCCUCCUUGAGCCGAGACAACUUAACUGCUGUAGCGGCUCGGAGUGUCCCUGCGACUGUGACACGAUCUCAACAACCCCUUCCUACUCCCCCCAACUCCAUCUCUCCCAACCUGCCGCCUCAUGGCCUCAAGGCGCAGCUCCAGAAGGCCAAGCUUGAGCCUAUUGACUCAGACCUGGACCUUCACGAGCCUUCGGAUCGACGAUGUUCGAUCUCGCCUGGCCUCGAGGCCUCGGGUGCCAUCACCGGCUCUCUCCUCGCUAAAUAUCACCUGCCAGAGAUCCUGCUCAACCAUGGUCCCUUGGCUAUCAGACACAUCAUGGGGUACCUGACCACUUCGGUCCCCGGAUUCUCUGGAAUCCCCCCAACAAAGGCGCGGAGACUAGUCGUGGGAGCUUUGGAGGGUCGGGGAGGAGAAGGAGGCGGACUGGAUGGAGAGGUGGAAUUUGAAAAGGUGGGAUGGGGCCGAUGGGAUGCUCGUAAGCGAGGACAGCCUUCGCGACACCGACAAGGAACUCCUCCUUCAUCCUACGGCGCGGGCAUCCCCAUCAGCAAGAACGGCGGUAGGGGUCAGGACCGACCCAGACUCAGCACUGCGUCAAGCAACGGAGAUUCGGUUCAGUAUUCUCAUGAUGAUAACGACAUUUACAUGAUGGAGCAUGAGGCCGACAAGAUGUCCAUGGAUGGAUCUGGAUCCGCUUCGUGCUCCGAGGCUCCGGAUGAUGAUGUCGUUAUGAACGAUGACCCUGAGGAUGCGACGGAUGACGAGGAUUGGGCUACCAUGGGGGCUGCUGCUCUUCGAGCCGAGUCUUACCCCAACCAGGCGGCGGCUCAGACGGACCAUGGUUUCCGAUCCUCUUCUGCAUAUGCACCAGGUGCACUUCGUUCGUUCUCUGCCAGCUCCGGCAUGGCUCGUACACCUCAAACACUCAACAUCGACUUCUCGGCGUUGGCGGGCACCUCUGACGCACAGGAGCGGGAGGCCGUCGAGGCCCUCCUGCAGCUCGGUUCUGUAUAA
Fusarium redolens is the source of this 1356-nucleotide messenger RNA. Its product is annotated as putative Sin3 binding protein-domain-containing protein. Gene Ontology annotation, biological process: positive regulation of transcription from RNA polymerase II promoter by glucose. The record is from RefSeq and is a predicted model, not a curated record. NCBI's taxonomy places the organism in Eukaryota, Fungi, Ascomycota, Sordariomycetes, Hypocreales, Nectriaceae. The transcript has 3 exons. The coding region runs from base 1 to 1356 and encodes 451 amino acids. Gene Ontology annotation, cellular component: nucleus. Gene Ontology annotation, molecular function: sequence-specific DNA binding.